GUGGCUCUCUUAGCUGCCGCUUGGCUACCUCGGCCACCUCGAACUCUGCUCGAAGCUCUGCUCAGGUUGGUCUCGCUGCCGAAAAUACAAUUUUGCACAUUCGCCAAUUGGGCUUGGGCUUGGGAGUCUGACGCGGUCGGUCGGUGUUAAAACAACGUUGUCGCGCUUGCCUAAUAACCACUACAAUGUGUAGUGACUACUAGCCAGGUGCCAGGUGCUACAGAUUCCAGGUCAUCAUCGGUUGAGUGAACUCCAGUGCUCCAGACGCAAUGCGAUUGCUCUGGUUGCAGCUUCUAGCUGCCAUUUAUCUCACCAUAUUCAUAGAUUGUGCAACAUCAGCAUCACGUUCCCGGGGAGUUGCACAAUAUAAACUCCCACUGCCAGUGCCAGCCAAUGAAGCAGCACAAAAUCAGGGUGCGGGUGGUGGUCCAGCAGGAGAGGAUCCAUCCAAGCGGCAACAGCAUCAGCAGCGCAGGCGCAUGCAGGUUAUCCGUCGAAGGAAACCCAUUGGAGGAAACUCCACAAGUACUACAACAACAACAACUACAACAUCAACUACUACAACAACAACAACGCCGCGUCCCAGCUUGGCCAACGGCUUCAAUUUCCUAAACCCCAGCUUCUGGAGCUUUGGCCAGCAGAGUCUGGUGGCAGUGCGUCCUCCCACCAAACAGCCCCAUCCGCCCAAGAAGUUCAAGCCCAAGGAGGAGAAACUCAGUCAAAGGAAGCCGGCAAAACCCACCAACAAACCUAUAUCUGUGGGGAACUCAACCACAAAAAGGACUUCCCACAGAACCUCCUCCACAUCCACAACAACCAGCACCACAACGGAGAAACCCUCUACGGAUGGACCCUUUCGUAUAGCCCUGCCCACACUGACCUUUCCCAGUGGCCAGGACAAGGUGGGCGACAAAGAGAAGGGAAAACGGGCCGCUGCUGAGCUUCGCCUGAGGUACGAUUGUCCUCGGGAGAACGAGGUGCGGUUCCAACUAUUCCCGAAGAUCUGUAAAACGGACAGGGACUGCGCCGUCUGGCAGAGGGAUGAGCUAUGCUGCGACAUCUUCGGAGCCAGCAGCUGUGUGUCUGGUGUUCCUAAGCCACUGGAGGAGGCUCCACAUGCUCCUAUUUUGGGUUUAAUACCCCGGAAAUGUCCGAGCAGACCUCUGGCUGAGCUCUGGUGGGAUGUACAGGAGUGCAACACGGACAUGGACUGCUGGCCCCGGGUCUGCUGUCCAGAUGGCCGGAGGCGUUACUGUCGUACCUCGCAGCCGGAGCUGGAAACAGCGCCAGUGCCAGUGAAGCGCUCCUUUGAUUACCUUACGGAGUACUUGGAGUGUACUGCCCCACCCCCGCCCAUUUUUGAUCUCCAUCCGAAGGCCUGCACAUCCACUUUGGACUGUUUCCCCAACGUUUGCUGCCAGGAGGCUGGUCUUCGGCACUGUCGGCCGCCCAAGAAAUCCGUCCUCACACUGAUGGCCAACUUUCUGAACGUCGACUUUGUGAAGCGUUUGGCCCAAAACAUUGUUAUCAAGUAGGCCAUCCAUUUCCCACUAUUUUUCCGUGGGUGUGUAGGUAUGUGCGCCUUCAUUAGAACCGUUUCGACACCGCCGUGAUAUCUCCGUCCGUAUUUGUUUGUCGUCGCUGAUAACCAAAAACAAAAAUCGUUUAUACAUACAUACUAUACAUGAUGUUACUGCGUAGUCAGUUCACCCAACCGAUUCAUUGUAAUCCUCCAUAAAUGUUCACCUAGCCUAGUAUUUAGACUUAAGCUGCAUUCGUAGGCUAGCAAAAAUAAAUGCCAACUAC
Messenger RNA from Drosophila bipectinata, 1806 nucleotides. RefSeq lists its product as uncharacterized. The record is from RefSeq and is a predicted model, not a curated record. Lineage: Eukaryota; Metazoa; Arthropoda; Insecta; Diptera; Drosophilidae.